GUACUAUUUGACCAUUGCACAAAUUUCAUCACUUGGUUACCCGUAAUGUUUGUAUCGGUUGUUCUCGUCAACAUCGGAGUUCUCCACACAACAACUACUGAAACUUUUUAUUGGAAUCUUAUACAUCACGUUUCGUGCUUGUUUAAAAUUGUUAGACAACAAAUAUCGGAACUGGAUGGAAUCGAAAACAAAAAUAAAUUUCAAGAGAAGUUAUCGUUUAUUGUAGAAAUCCACGAAGUCGCUUUUAGAAGUUGCCGACGUUUGGAAACGGCCCUCUUCGCCUUGUUGGGCUAUUUGUACACCUCAUGUAUCGUGCAGAUCUGCUACUUGAUGUUCAUUUUUUCCAUAAUUCGAGACGAUCUCUCACUACUCUCGAUGAUGGGCAUUGCUGUGCAGUACAAUAUUUUUUUGAUCUUUGCAUUUUCCAUGCUCGGAACGGAACUCAUCGAAGCGAGUUUGUCGGUAGCCGAUGAAGUUUACAACGUUCGCUGGUAUGAAAGAUCCCCGGAAGAAAGACGACUCCUGUUGAGCAUCCAGAUGCGUUCGCAAAUUGAAGCUUCGAUGACGGCCGGGAAGUUUUUCUGCGUAAAUCGGGCAACCUUUGCAAUGGCAAUGAAAACUGCGUUUUCAUAUUUUACAGUAAUCCAUCAAUUUUAUGAACAACAAUGA
Culex pipiens pallens (northern house mosquito) is the source of this 669-nucleotide messenger RNA. RefSeq names its product odorant receptor 43a-like. NCBI's taxonomy places the organism in Eukaryota, Metazoa, Arthropoda, Insecta, Diptera, Culicidae. Gene Ontology annotation, cellular component: plasma membrane. The annotation marks the transcript as partial. Gene Ontology annotation, molecular function: olfactory receptor activity; odorant binding. Gene Ontology annotation, biological process: sensory perception of smell; detection of chemical stimulus involved in sensory perception of smell. The record is from RefSeq and is a predicted model, not a curated record. The transcript has 4 exons.